UAACCAACAGGAGUAACCUGUAAAGAACCUCCCUAACUUUAUUAAUUUAUAUUCGUUUUCCCUAGUUUUUAAUUAAUCUUCUUCUCAAAAUGCAUGUUUCCAACCACGCCAAUGACCCUAGACGACCUGAUAAGGAGCACAGGUAUAAACCUCCUGUGUCAAACCCAAAUAGUGCAACAGCUGAAGAUCUGACUCCAGAUUACAUGAAUAUUCUAGGAAUGGUAUUCAGUAUGUGCGGAUUAAUGAUGCGACUGAAAUGGUGUGCUUGGGUAGCUUUGUACUGUUCUUGUAUCAGUUUUGCCAAUUCUAGAGUCAAUGAUGAAACUAAACAGAUUGUCAGCAGUUUUAUGUUGUCAAUUUCUGCAGUGGUGAUGUCAUACUUGCAAAAUCCUCAACCAAUGACUCCUCCUUGGGCAUCUUAUUAACAAAUUUAUUAUUAUAAUUAUUAUUGUCAUAAACAGAAGUAUAAAGUUUUAUAAUAACUUAUAUUGUAUAUUAUGUAUUAUAUUUUUAUAAGCUGUUCUGUGCAUUUGCUUUUAGGGAUGGUUACUUCUUUAAAUAAACCUUAUUUUUAUGAGUAA
Molecule: messenger RNA, 581 nt
Organism: Nezara viridula (southern green stink bug)
Lineage: Eukaryota; Metazoa; Arthropoda; Insecta; Hemiptera; Pentatomidae
Source: the annotation of a GenBank genome assembly